Molecule: messenger RNA, 2322 nt
Organism: Carlito syrichta (Philippine tarsier)
Lineage: Eukaryota; Metazoa; Chordata; Mammalia; Primates; Tarsiidae
Gene: RFTN1
Product: raftlin, lipid raft linker 1
Exons: 9
Coding region: 44-1558 (504 amino acids)
Source: RefSeq, a predicted model, not a curated record
CUCAGGGAGCAUCUCCCCUCUCGCUUUGCCGGCAGCUGCUGAGAUGGGUUGCGGAUUGAACAAGCUGGAGAAGCGGGACGAGACGCGGCCUGGGAAUAUUUACUCCACCCUGAAGAGGCCGCAGGUGGAGACCAAGACAGACGUGUCCUGUGAAUACCGCUUCCUGGAGUUCACCACGCUCAGUGCCGCGGCGCUCCCGUGGUCCUCAGCAGUGAGGCUGGCCUCCCUGCGUGAGCUGCCCGCCCAGCUCCUGGACCUGUACCAGCAGGGUUUCUCACUGGCCGCCCUGCACCCCUUCGUGCAGCCCACCCAGGAGCGGGAGAGGACACCCCUUGAGCACAUCUUCAGGGCCGUCCUGAUCAAGAAGAUCGAUAGAUCUCAGAAAGCCGAUCUUCACAGCGAGGGCUACACUUUGGAGCUGGAUUGCUGCUCUUUGCUGGACCCUCUGACAGACCAGAAACUCACCCCGGAGUUGAUUAAGAAGGUACAGGAGGCCGCCAGCCGGGGCCUGAAGUUUGUGGGAGUCGUGUCUCAGUACUGCACCCCUGGGAGUGUGGGCAGCAGCCCCCCGACUCCCAGUGCUACUGGCACCCAGGACACCGGAGACGCGGAUGGUGACCCUGGGGACCCUGUGUCACUGGAGGAUAAGAAUCCGGGUGCUGCAGACGCGUGCCCGGGAGAGGGCGAGGCCCGAGAGUGUCCACCGCAGGGGGUGUGUGCGACACCCACCGGACCCAAGGGCGCCCCGCUGCACGGGCCUGAGGAGCCAAUCUCGGGAAGGACGGAGACCUUCGCGCUCUUCAACAAGCCGACGGGCCAGCAGAGGGCCCUGGAGUACUACCCCGUCACCAUUCCCCUCCGGGUCUCCAGGAACGGCCAGACGGUCAGCGGGGUGGAUGCCAACUGGCUGGAGCACACGAGUGACCAUUUCCGGAAGGGAGGCGUGCUGGUGAACGCAGCCUUCUGCCUUGGCGCGGUGAACGAUUCCUCACACGGCGUGACGGACGGGGUGUUCAUCUUCGAGGCCGUUUCCGCCGACGACGGCAAAACCACGCAGGGCUACGACGCCAUCGUCGUCGAACAGUGGACGGUGCUGGAAGGCACCGAGGUGCGGACGGACUACGUGCCUCUGCUGAACUCGCUCGCAGCCUACGGCUGGGAGCUCACCUGCGUGCUGCCCACGCCCGUCAUCAGGACAACCAGGGAAGGGAGCGUGUCCACCAAGCAGAUCGUCUUCCUUCAGAGGCCGUGUCUACCUCAGAAGACCAAGAGGAAGGAGGCGAGGUUUCAGUGGCGAUUCUCUCGAGAAGACAUGCGCGGCAGGCAGAAGAGGAAGUCCGUGGGGAAGCCUGGAGCCAGGGACACGCGGCAGGCCCAGGAAGACGAGAAGGACGCGGAUGGCCUGGCCUCCAAGGCGGGGGAUGCAGGCGACUGCGCACCAAACGGGCGGCGGGAGGGCAGCGAGCAGCCAUCCCCCGUGCACAAUGGGCCCGCCACACACACGGCCCCGGGGCCUGGGGAGGAUGCGGGGGAGCCCGCCACAGCUGAGGACAACUAGCUGGCUGAGCGGGUAGCCCGGUCCGUCUGCCAGGUGGUGGGGCCGGUGCACCUGGUGUUGAGUGUCAGCUGCCCUUGGCCCGGCCUCUCCUCAUGCACCCACCGUGCUGGAGGGUGGCCCUGACAGCGCUGGCUGGUACACAGCCAUCCCAGCAGUGUCAGUGACCCUGGGUGGGAACGAAUGCAAGGGGUCGGUGUGUUUCUUCUGGACCACCCAGUGCCCGUGUCCACCCCGCGAGGCCGCCGGGAGCAUUCGGGUCAACUCUGGGAACAUCCUGGGCUGUGGUUCACUCCACACCCUGCUGGGGCUGCUUCGCUCUGCAGCCACGUGGCGACGCUCGCCAAGCCCCGGAGUCCAGCCCGCUGACCCUGCUGCUUUGACCAGACGACCUGGGGAGGGGAGGCCCCGGCCCGGCUUUUCUCACGUGUCCUCUAGAUACCGGUCAUCCGGAAGAGAAGGGCGAGUCUGUGUCCGCACCUGCUCUUGCAGAACGUUCAAGAAAGGAUUCUGUGUUAGUAUUAAUGCCAAAAAGUUCUUUUAAAGGUUUUGUAUUCAGCACAUUCUACGAGCACAUGUUGCUUCUGCCGUUUCGGGGCCUGAGACUGCGGGUGCCCUUGCCACGUGCUCCUUCAAUCCAUGUCAUUGGCCACAUUGCUUCCCUGUGCGCUGUGUGUCACGUGUUUCUGCUGUCCGGGAAGUAUCAUGACGGCCUUACGCAGGUUUCUUGUUGAGUUACUUAAGGCAAUAAAUCAUCUAUGAGUUCA